AUGCUUCGCACACUGGUACCUCGUGGUCGCCUUAUCAGACGGUUGGCGACUGGUUUACCAACUACAAAAACUUCAAUACUUUCCAAUGGACUAACCGUGGCUACGGAAACGAUACCCAACACUUCAAGCGCCACCGUCGGUAUUUUUGUUGACGCUGGUUCCAGAGCUGAAAAUGUCAAAAAUAAUGGAACAGCCCAUUUUUUGGAGCAUUUGGCUUUCAAGGGAACUAAAAACCGCACGCAGGUGGGCAUUGAACUGGAAAUCGAAAAUAUAGGAUCGCACCUUAACGCCUACACCUCUAGGGAAAAUACUGUUUACUAUGCCAAGACUUUAAGGCAGAAUAUUCCAAAUGCCGUAGAUGUUCUCAGCGACAUUUUGACCAAGUCUGUGCUCGACAAAAGUGCGAUCGAGAGGGAGAGAGACGUCAUCAUUCGCGAGAGUGAAGAGGUAGACAAAAUGUACGACGAGGUGGUUUUCGACCAUCUGCACGCCAUUACUUACAAAGAUCAGCCUCUAGGGCGCACCAUCUUGGGCCCAAUCGAAAAUAUUAAAACCAUACAGCAACGUGAUUUGCAGGAAUAUAUCUCUACCAACUACAAAGGCGACAGAAUGGUUCUAGCCGGCGCUGGAGCAGUUGAUCACGAUGAACUGGUGAAGGCAGCUGAAACGUUUUUUGGUCAUAUUCCCAAAUCAUUAUCCCCGGUGCCUUUGGGCUCACCUCGGGGCCCUUUACCUGUGUUCUACGGGAACGAACUCAAGAUCCAGGAGGACACAUUGCCUACAACUCACAUUGCACUAUCGGUCGAAGGCGUUUCUUGGUCCGCUCCUGAUUACUUCACCGCUCUUGCCACUCAGGCAAUUGUAGGAAACUGGGACAGGGCCCUUGGAACCGGUACCAAUUCGCCCUCACCUCUAGCAGUAGCAGCAUCGAACAGUGGUACCUUGGCCAAUUCAUACAUGUCAUUUUCUACCUCUUACGCCGACUCCGGUCUAUGGGGUAUGUACAUCGUUACCGAUUCCAAGGAACACAACAUCAAGAUAAUAAUUGACGAGGUGCUCAAAGAUUGGCAAAGAAUUAAGAGCGGCAACAUUUCUGAUGAAGAAGUAAAGCGCGCCAAGUCACAGUUGAAGGCCUCAUUACUUUUGUCUUUGGAUGGCUCGACUGCUAUUGUUGAAGACAUCGGACGGCAAAUCGUAACCACGGGAAAGAGACUGUCUCCAGAGCAGGUAUUCGAACAAGUUGAUCGGAUUACAAAGGAUGACAUCAUAACUUGGGCCAACUAUAGGUUAAAAAACAAGCCUAUUUCUAUUGUUGCGCUCGGAAACACGGUGACUGUUCCAUCUUUGAAAGAAAUCGAGAGAGGGCUCAACGUAUAG
This is a messenger RNA of Lachancea meyersii CBS 8951, 1377 nucleotides long. NCBI's taxonomy places the organism in Eukaryota, Fungi, Ascomycota, Saccharomycetes, Saccharomycetales, Saccharomycetaceae. The record is from the annotation of a GenBank genome assembly.